CGGAGUGAUAGGAGGCUGCGAGUUCCCGGGCAGACGCACCCAGUACUGCGAUACGUGACGGCAUUGCGUCGUGCUCUUCGCAUGGUAUCGAUCGACAUUCGAAACGGACAGAACGGUCAGCCUCGUGGCUCGAAUGGAUCAACGAGCGUGGCAGAGCCAUUUGCAUGGGAUUAUGAAUAAGAAUCGAAGUGGCGAAAUCCCACGGUGUCAUGCGCAAUGCAUAUGUUGAGAGGCCUCAACGUGGGUAGAGUACAAGCUACGCCACGGGACGAAGCAGUAUACUACGAGGGAGGAGACUGGUGCGAUGAAUGAAAAGUGAUCAUCCCGCAUGCCUCUCGCCUGACGACCUUCACCCCAUUGAUCGUACUAGUGUUUGUGGUUCGUGGUGGGUCGAAGUUCGUUUUCUUCCUUCCACUCCGCAAUGGGCGAGACUUUCGACGAAGACCGAGACCUCGACCUCCCGUCCCCCCUGCCGAAAAUCGUGGAAAUGACCCCGGUGUUGGACGGCGGGAAGGGCGAGGUCCAGGUGAGAGAACGGGCCACCUGGGACAAUAAAGCCCAGUUCCUCAUGGGGGUCAUCAGCAUGGCCGUGGGACUCGGCAACGUCUGGCGAUUCCCCUAUCUCUGUCAAAAAAAUGGUGGAGGUGCCUUUCUCAUCCCGUACGUGAUCCUCCUCUUCCUGGAGGGAAUGCCUAUCAGCCUCAUCGAGAUGGGAAUCGGGCAAAAAAUGCGGCAGGGAUCCAUCGGGGUGUGGAAAUCAAUUCAUCCGGCCUUGGGUGGGCUCGGGAUCUGUUCCGCCAUCGUCUCCUUUCUGGUCGGACUCUACUACAACGUCGUUAUCACGUGGUGUUUCUACUAUCUCUUCAACUCCUUCCAAAGCCCCCUGCCAUGGGCAGAAUGUCCGGUGGACAACAACGGUUCCGUGGUAGAGGAGUGUGCCCUGUCUUCGGAAACGUCAUAUUUUUGGUAUCGAAACGCCAUCGAUUCGUCCACGUCCAUCGGGGAUCUCGUAGAGAUCAAAUGGUGGAUGUGUCUAUGCCUCUUGCUCGCCUGGUUGGUCGUCUACCUCUGCAUGAUGAGGGGGAUCCAGUCCUCCGGCAAGGUCAUGUACUUCACGGCCAUCUUCCCGUACAUUGUCCUGAUCAUUUUCUUCGGACGAGCCAUCACGCUGAAGGGAGCCGAUGAAGGACUCUUACACAUGAUUACUCCUCGGAUUGACCGCUUGAAAGAUCCUCAAGUGUGGAUGGAUGCAGCGACGCAAGUGUUUUACUCCAUGAGCCUCGCCUUUGGAGGAUUAAUUGCUUACUCCAGUUACAACCCUCCCACCAACAACUGCGUCCAAGAUGCCUAUGUUACAUCGAUCAUCAAUCUUCUUACUUCCAUCUUCACUUCCAUUGUAAUCUUCUCCGUCCUUGGGUUCAAGGCGAUGCUCGCUUUUGAGAGCUGCGUUUCGAAGAACAAAAAGAUGGUGACCGACUUACUGUUGGCGAACCCCAUCGCUUCGGUGGAUCUCAGCGAUUUCAACGCUUCAAUGCUCAUCUCGGAUGAGACCUACGAAAUGAUUAUGAAAGAUCCGCUAUUCAACAUCACCAGUCACCAUCUCGACUUCAACCUCCACAAGUGUGAUCUCAGCCAAGAACUCGAUAAGGCUGCAGAAGGGACGGGAUUGGCGUUUAUCGUCUUCACUCAAGCCAUGGUGGAACUUCCAGGUUCCCCGUUCUGGGCCGUGCUGUUCUUCCUCAUGCUCCUGGCUCUCGGGCUGGGCUCCCAAUUCGGCACCAUGGAAGGGGUCAUCACGAACAUCUUCGAUCUCAGCCACGACUUCCACACGAAGAUGCUCCGGAAGGAGGUCCUCACGGGGAUCCUGUGCGGGGCAUGCUUCCUCGUCGACCUCAUCUUCGUCACUGGGGCCGGGGAAUACUGGGUCACUUUGGUGGAUUCCUUCGCCGCCACCACUGGUCUCAUCUUCAUCGGUCUCUUCGAAGUCGUCGCGGUUGCCUAUAUUUACGGAUGGCGGAGAUUCUCAGAUGACAUCGCGCGGAUGACAGGGGUGAGGCCGGGCCUCUAUUGGACGUUCACAUGGAGGUUCAUUUCGCCCAUUUUCAUCGCCAUCAUCUUCCUCUCCUCCAUGAUCAAAAGCUUCCUUCAUAAUCCGACAUACGAUGGCAAGACGGAGAAAGAGGAGUUCCCCAACUGGGCGGUAUCCAUCGGUAUCGUAUGCGUCCUGCUGAACGUGCUCCCCCUGCCCGGGAUCUGUCUCUGGUACUACUUGAAGAACUACAAGAGCCGGGGCCAAACCUUCAUUCAAUUCGUGACGAGAGCCGAUACCACCGUCUCCCAGAAGCCCAUGAUGGACGAUCCCGACGUACCUCCGUACGAGGGUGGAGGGGAAGACGAUGAGCCGAGCGUCAUCAUGGCCAUACCACCGAAGCGAGCAGGCAACUUCCAGAUCGAUGUUAUCGAAUGAAUCCCCCGCCCCGUGUCUCCCUCAUGAUAUUCAGGACUCCGGUGUCCCUUCUCCGGAAACUGUUCGAGUUCACCAAUCUCAAGUGGUGGGAUCUGCGUGCGCUUAUUUUUCUUUUUUUUUGUUCUUUCGUUCUUUCCUUCGGAGUCGGGUGUUCCCAAGUGUUCGUGGAAAUCGCAUUACUACCGAGGACUCGUCGACUCAUGCUCAGCCCGAGUGUGUCUUUGAGGACUGUGACUGUGG
This is a messenger RNA of Darwinula stevensoni, 2707 nucleotides long. The record is from the annotation of a GenBank genome assembly. Lineage: Eukaryota; Metazoa; Arthropoda; Ostracoda; Podocopida; Darwinulidae.